Messenger RNA from Ostreococcus lucimarinus CCE9901, 672 nucleotides. RefSeq lists its product with no specific name. Lineage: Eukaryota; Viridiplantae; Chlorophyta; Mamiellophyceae; Mamiellales; Bathycoccaceae. The transcript has a single exon. The record is from RefSeq and is a predicted model, not a curated record. Bases 1 to 672 code for a protein of 223 amino acids.
AUGGAUGCGUGUUCGGUUAUUUACGGCGCGGCGAAACCUGGGGAGGAUGAGUGGGGACGACGGGCGCGCGAAGUGGACGAAGACGGCGACGCGAGCGCGGCGGCGGCUUCGGGGGAUUCGGACGUCGACGAUGAAGACGACGAGCGGGAUGACGAUGAAGACGCCGUGAUCGCGGAUGAAGAGUUUAAGGCUGGCGUGCGCGCGUUGAAACGGGGCGAUUUGAACGAGGCGUUGCGAAGAUUUGUGUACGCGGAGUCGUGCUGUCCUCGCUCGAUGACGGAGGCCAAGGAAAAGUUGUUGAAAACGAUCGCCCAGACGCGAGCUUUGCUGGAACAAGAGGACGAGGACGAGGGUGAUGACGACGAAUUCGUUUCGCGCGAUGAUGACGAGUUCGACGACUCGCGAGACUUUGACGACGCCGGCGACGAGUUCCACGACGCCGAAGGCGCCGAUUCGGAGACGGGUUGGAGCGAUACGGACGCGUCGUUGGCGGAUGAUGCGUACAGGACGGCGGUUUGGUUGUUGAAAUCCGCCGCGGACGAACGGAAACCCGCGGAUACGGAGAAGAUACGCGACUUGCUCGAGCGCGCGCGCCAGUUUUGUCCGCCGGCGGCGAGCGAGGCGUUGCAUCGCAUUGACGAUUUGCUCGCGAGAUUAGACGUAGAGGUUUAG